AUAUCAUCUUAGUUACCCAUCGCCGGAGAUGGGGACAUGGCCAGCAUUGCUAACCUAAUGAUUGACCUCCUACGCCGGGAAAUAUAGUGGUCGGCGAUUUCUAUAUGCUCUGCAAGCUUAUAACGUAUCUGCAUGCAACGUUUUUAUUACGUACGAUGUCGGGGCCAACAAAAUAAAGGAGGAGGAAUUCAAUACCUUCCCAACUAUCAAGAACAAGGUAGCAGCUCAGCUAACGUGAUGAGCCUGCUUAUAAUAAGCUUUCAAUUAUGAUAUAUACAAUACAACCCUCCAGCAGCCUUUUCUCACUCUAGCUCUUCCUAGUUAGCUUCCCGAGAAGAAGGUGGCGGUGGAGGCGGCGGAGGCGGCGGAAUAAUGACAGCUUGCCCUUCGUGUGGCAAUCCAAUCAUGUUGGAAAAUCAUCAUCGACAACGGGCGGUAGGGAUUCAACAGCUGCAACCGGGGUUGCCUGCUGGGGUGAAGUUUGAUCCAACCGAUCAAGAGAUUCUUGAACAUUUGGAGGCUAAGGUGAGGUUGGAUGCUCACCCUCUCAUUGACGAGUUCAUCCAUACUCUUGAUGGUGAAGAUGGAAUUUGUUGCACCCAUCCAGUUAAAUUGCCAGGAGUCACCAAAGAUGGUUUAGUUCGGCACUUUUUCCAUAGACCAUCCAAGGCUUAUACUACUGGCACGAGAAAGAGAAGAAAAGUGCAGACAGAGGCCGAUGGGAGUGAAACACGGUGGCACAAAACCGGUAAGACUAGACCAGUAUUGGUGAAAGGCAGGAUGAAAGGGUACAAGAAAAUAUUGGUGUUGUAUACAAAUUAUGGAAAGCAACGAAAACCCGAGAAAACCAAUUGGGUGAUGCAUCAAUACCACCUAGGAGAUGACGAAGAUGAGAAAGAAGGAGAGCUUGUUGCAUCAAAGAUUUUCUACCAAACACAACCUAGGCAAUGUAGUGGUUCCAUCAGUAAGGAUUCUCUUCUACCUCUGGGCAUGGCUAAUGAGGGCCACGAAGCUGCCGGACGAAAUGGCUCUAAUUUUAGGGAGGCAACAAUGGUGGAAUCAUUCAAUCCAACUCUUAUAUCAUUUGGUCAAUAUAACCAUGAUCACACAACUGCUAGACUCCUACCAAGUUUUAAUAUCCAUGACACUCCUUUUAUUCCCUGAUAACAAAACAGCCUAAGAAGAUCAAUUUGAUAGCAGUAUAUGCAGAUGAUUUGGUCUUCAAGCUAAGUUAACAUAGCUUGAAUAUAUUUACUUACUGGGGUUAUAAGCUAGCUGGGAUAGAGUUAAGAGUAAGGGCACAACAGAUUUAGCUUCUAAUGUUGGAGUGAAGCCUCUUCCUCUGCCUCUGCUGACAACAUAAAGGAGAGUUUUUGUAGAACAUGCGGUAAGCUUCAUGUUAAGGCCAGGUCAUAACAUGUGUGCACUCCUGAGAAGUAAUGUCAUCUUCUAAUAUGGCAUUAUCUUGUUACUACAAUUCCCAGUAGAAAACAAUUAUCAAUGCAAUGAUUGUCAAUGACAAGGGUGUAAUGGCUACGUGAGGUGCAUAAAAGAAGUACAUGGAGAUGUGUAAAGAUGCUAACUGAUGGGUUGUGUGUAAAGAUGCACAAGAAGAAGAAGAAUGUGAAGAUCCAUAAUAGAUAAAUGUAGCAAAUUGAAAUAAUAGCAAAUUAUAUUUUGUUUCUUUUUGUUGCACUAUAUGUGUUGCUUUUUGUUUCAUCUUGUUGUUUUUUGUUGGAUUAUGUUUCUUGUUGAAGAUUCUGAUAUUUGUUGUUUGUUUACAUUUUCUAUUUAUUUUUGUUACAUAUUUGAAAUAUAAACCAUAUACGUAGUAUAUGUGUGUAUCAGCAAAAUUCGCAAAUUGGAC
Cuscuta europaea is the source of this 1867-nucleotide messenger RNA. Lineage: Eukaryota; Viridiplantae; Streptophyta; Magnoliopsida; Solanales; Convolvulaceae. The record is from the annotation of a GenBank genome assembly.